Molecule: messenger RNA, 10473 nt
Organism: Stereum hirsutum FP-91666 SS1
Lineage: Eukaryota; Fungi; Basidiomycota; Agaricomycetes; Russulales; Stereaceae
Exons: 74
Coding region: 1-10473 (3490 amino acids)
Cellular component (GO): fungal-type vacuole membrane
Source: RefSeq, a predicted model, not a curated record
AUGGCGGAACAUUCACCGAGAGAAGAUAGUGGGCUGUUCGAGGGCCCUGCGCCUAGUAUUGGCUCUGUACAGAGCGGAGGGUCAAGAGCUUCCUUACCGGGAAACGCUGCCAGCUAUGCUCAUGGAUCUGUGGAAGACGAACCCCGAGAUGGAAGAGGCGUUGGAUUAGCGUUAGGUGGAGAAUCUGGGGAAGCUGGGGAAGAUGUGGGGAAAGGGGCGGCUGUUGGCGCUAGUGGUGCGGGGACAGGUGCUGCCCUGGCGUCGAAAGAAACAGAGCCUAGAGCAGUCGAGGAGGGAACUCCGUUCUACGAAAAGAAAAUAUUCCUCCUCGGAUUGGUGGUCAGCGCCCUCAUCGGCAUCGGUUUGCUCUUCGUGAUUCUAUUUCCCGUCGUCGGCGCGAUCGCACAACAUAUUGUCGAUGUAUCGAGUAUUGGUAUCGACGCGGCGGCAAUUAUCCAGCCGUCAAAUACUUCCUUCACAUUGGGCCUGAACGGAACGGUUUUCCAUACCGGCGUGUUCUCUGCGAUCAUCUCCUUCACCCAACCACUCUCGGUCUAUUGGUUGGAUGGAGACAACGAAGUCCCUCUGGGGACGUUCUCCUUACAAAGUCUUAGUGCCAAUCCGAAAAUCAGGCGAGCGUACAUCAACCAGACAACAGAGUUGACGGUCGCGGAUGAGGACGCUUUUGGACGGUUCACCGCGUACAUGGUGACGUCCCAGAACUUUACCUGGCGUUUGAAGAGCGACAACCUUGAAGCUCGAGCGCUGAAGCUGCCAAUCUCGAAAGGGCUGAAAUUCACCAAAGACAUCACGCUGAACGGGAUCAACAACUUUCAGAACAACGCUGUGAUAACUGAUUUCCAACUUCCUAGUGACAGCCCAGCCGGUGGGAUCAACUACGUUGCCACAACGGAGCUGUAUAACCCUAGCCCUUUUAAACUCGGACUCGGCGUCGUUUCCUUCGCCCUCAGCUAUCAGGGUGUUUAUCUCGGCUUGGGAUCAAGCGACAACACUAACAUCAGCCCCGGAAACAACACUAUCACGCUCAGUGGCGUCCUUGUGCCGCACAAUUCCACGACCGACCUCGCCGUCAUUUCCGAUCUCUUCACUCGGUACCUGAAUAGCGAGAGUUCGCCUGUCGUUGCGAGGGGUCUGUCGACGGAGCAGGCGGACGGGACAGUUAUUUCAUGGCUGUCGACGGGCUUGCAAGCGUUGUCGUUGACAGUCCCACUGAAGGAUCCGACCGGCGAGAUCGCCCCCAUCAAGACUAUCACUAUCGGAAACUUCAAUUUGGACUUCUCUUCGGAUGAUCCUUGGGCCCCGGUUGCGAACACGAACACGGUGCAAGCUUCCCUGAAGGUACCAUUCGGUUUCGACCUGUCCAUUGGUCAGAUCGAAAAUGCCUUCAACAUCAGCAAGAAUGGCUCUGCAGUGGCUGGACUUUCGACGCCUUUGGGGGCGUCGACGUCCGCGAUCAACGUCCUUGGACCGCAGGACACUGAAGGGUUAAUCAAUAUCAGCAUCGCAGACACGGCGCUCUCGAUCCCUGACGCCAUGCACUCGAUCUUCUCUCAAUUCACAACCGAUUUAACGGACGGCGCAUGGUACCAAUUCCAACUUAUCGGACAUGCUAGGGCGAUUGCCAAUCUGAGCAUCGGAGAGCUCACACUUGACCCUAUCAACUUCAAUGUGACGUCUGGAUUGGACGGUCUGGAAGGAUUGCAAGGUCUAGUUGAUAUUGAUAGCAUCGACGUUGUGGGCGGAACGACGGAAGGCUUGUCGCUCUCAAUUGAUGUUGACAUAUACAACCCAUCCAAUCUCAAUCUCUUCACCGGCGAUCUGGUUCUCCAACUGUGGCGCGGAGCUGGUCUUUUGGGAACGUCCACGUUACCAAAUCUUACUCUGGCCAUGGGCAACAAUUCGGUGUCCGCUACUGCCAUAUUCGCGCCCAACAACAGCACUGAGGGAUCGCAAACCCUCAACCAGUUCGUUGGAGGCGAGAAUGUGGACCUCGAAAUUUCGGGCUACGACGGUAGCACAAACGUGGCGUCGUUAUUGCAGGCUAUCCAUUCGCUCGGUAUCAACGCGACUCUACCUGGCUUGAACACCUCUCUAUUGCAGUCUGCUGCCCUCGAAGUCUUGGACACUACUGGACACGAGGACAACAACACCCAUGUGACGGUCACCCUCAACAAUCCCUUCACUGCGGACUUGCAGAUUACCCAGGUUGAAUCAAACGUGUCCGCUUUCGGUAUUCACCUUGGCUCCAUCUCGAUGGCCACCAACUUUUCGUCUGCAGGAAAGGACAACACCACGUCACCUAACCUUAAUUUGGACUUGAACCUCGCCCCUGAGCCCCUGUUUACGGUUACGCGUCGCCUGGCUGUUGAGGCUGGUUUGGACACAGAGCAACUCGAUGGGAUCGUCCAGCUGGGAGGAUAUCAGUACCUCGAUACGAGUGGUUUCUCGGACAAUGCGAAGCGAUCAACCCAUUCACCAAGGGACUACGUCGAUAGUCUUCUCGGUUUACCUAGUGCCGUUAGUGACGUAUACUCGGACCUGAAGUCGUACUUCAACGGUACCAAGUCAUCACUCGAGCGUCGCGACAAUAUCUACACAAACUUCAACCUGCCGAAUUUCGUGGACGCGGCAUUCAAGGGACUCAAAUCCGACGUAAAUCUCACCGCAGGCGUCACCAUCGGCGAUUACUCCACUAGUUUGACGUACAUGCAGUCUGGUGUCACUACCACUACGGACGAUUCAAUCAACCUCCUGCUCCCUAUCUUAGCUCUUCCUAUUGUCCAGAAGAUCGUUGACGCUUCGCUCCUUGGCGUGAACAACGUUCUCAUCAGCGACAUUGCGGAGGAUUCGUUCGCCACUUCACUCUCGGGCUUCAUCGACCAAUCUGGACCAUUUGAUGCCUCUAUAUCGUUCCCUUCGGGAUUGGACAUCGCAUGGCAGAACAGGUCCCUCGGGAACAUACAGAUGCCUGACAUCAAUAUCACCGGCGACGUUGGCGGGAACUUCUCUGUAGAUACGACGUUCAAUGUCGCGGACGUUGACCACCUCACUGAUUUUACCAAGGCAGGUCCCUUCCUACCAUUCACUUCGGAGACCUUCGAGUGGCAAAUUUCUGGGGAGAACCUUACCGUUUCUGCCAUCGGUAUAUCCGUUCCCGGAGUCUCCCUGUCAUCGAAGUCCGUCCAACUCAAGGGCUUGAACAAUCUCGCAAAUGGUGUUGUCAUCGACUCUUUCGAUCUUCCAGAGAACGAUCCCGAAGGUGGAAUACACCUCACAAUCCAGAGCACAGUCACAAACCCCUCGCAAGUCGGGUUCUCGCUGUCUUCCAUCGCCUUCCAAGCAUACUUCGGAGAUACGAACUUGGGUCCUGUGGCGUCGUCAGAUUUUACUCUUGGAUUCGAGUCGGCGACGUCACUUCCAUUAGCUGGCCGCCUUAUUCCACAAGAUUCCGACUCAGGAUUGGCCGACGUAUCCACCGUCUUCAACAAUUAUGUCCACGGCAUGAACAGCAACGUCACCGUAUGGGGAGACAGUGCUGGACCUACUAACGUGACAUGGCUUAACGAAGGCAUCAAGAGUCUACAGGUCCAGACAGUCUUGCCCAACAACGGCACUCUGGAUAUCAUCAAGUCGGUCGCCUUGGACGAGCUCAAUCUCCAGUUCUCCACAGAUUCGGUGUGGAAUCCCUCGACAAGCAGCAACGAUGCCAAUGCUGCGUUCACGAUUCCUUUCGGCUUCCCUAUCAAUAUCACAGCCGUCGAACAAAACAUUACGAUUGGUUCCAACGGCACGUUCAUCGGCGAGCUCGCCAUCCCGAAGGGCCCGACCACGACGGAUGUCGAUAACCGCAUCAUUUACCUCACGUUCUCCGACGUCCCGUUGUCUGCGUUCGGGGACAAGCACAGCUCGUUCCAGCAGUUCCUUGCAGAUACGACUGUCAAUGUCAAUGAGACCAUGACACUCUCGGGGAAUGCGAACACCGAUGCUGACACUGCGGUCGGCUUGCUCAGCCUCACUGAUAUCAGUUUCACGGUAGAUACCACCAUUGCUGGCUUGCAGGGUCUGAGCACGCAACCCGUCACCGUCUCGAACUUGGAUGUGGCCCAGGGUUUCACGGACUAUCUCUUGAUCACGGUCAAUGCGGCGCUGUUCAAUCCGAGCAACAUCACGAUAGGUGCGGGCGACGUCGCCUUUCCUCUCGAAUUCCAGGGUGCUCAAGUCGGGACGGCGGAUAUAAGCGAUAUCGAGAUUGAACCUGGAAACAACACAUACAACAUCGACGUCCACUACACCCCACAGGGCAGUGCGGUACCAAUCGGACAGCAACUCCUUGAGAAUUACCUCCAAGGAGUGUCUUCGAACACAACGAUCCAAGGUUCAACUGACUCGACACCUAUCGAGUCGUUGCAGCUUGCACUAUCAGAGAUUCAGCUCGCGGCGACCAUACCUGCCCUGCACCAAAAUUUGAUUACCAGCGCUUCCUUGGUGUUUCCUACUGAUAUCGUGCAGACCGGCGUUGCACGGAGUUCCUUCGUUCUGGACAACCCAUUCACGGCGAGUAUCAACAUAUUGGAUAUCACGGCAAACGCUACCUUCCAAGAUCUGUUCUUGGGCGACAUCGAUCACGUCGACGUGUCCUCCUCCCCUAUCCAUGCCGACGGACACGCGAAUAUUACUUCGGAGCAGAUACCUUUCAACUUCAACCUCGACCCUACAAUGAUCAUCAAACUCCUGACAGCUGGCGCCGCCAACAAUCGUGUGGGCCUUGGGCCCCUUCCGGAUCUCUUCAAUAUCGCCCUUGCGAAUCCCGACUAUGGAUCCCAGAUCAAUACGUCGGUAGUGACGGAUGGGUCAGAUUCUACCUGCGUCAGCGGGAAUCAGUUUGAUGUCGACGAUGCUAUCCUCAAUGCACUGAAGAACUUAGAUGUGACGUUGGCAAUUUCAACAUCUACGAAAAUCGACGAAUUUGCCACCAAUCUCGCGUUCUCCCAAUACAAUGUGUCCGCGAUCACCGAUGGGACAGCACUAUACCUGAUUGGAGCAGUGGCACCGCCGAUUGUGCAGACCUUGGUGGACCAAGCCUCUCUCACAUUUAGUCAGGCCAACAUCAGGCUCGUUCCUAGUAACAUCACCGACGCUGGUUUCGACCUUACUCUCAACGGUUCUCUGACGGGUACAGGCCCUCUCGACGCAGAAAUUACGUUCUUAGAACCAGUCAGCGUCUCUUGGGAGGGUAACAACAUUGCAGAGAUCUCGUUGCCUCCUGUGUGCGCUGGGGCAAACUCGGGUGUUCCCGUUUACCAGACCUCUGGUCACUUGACAAUCACGGACACCGACGCCUUCACUUCCUUUACGAGCUUCCUGCUUCACAAUCCCAGCUUCGAAUGGAUUGUCUCGACGCCUCAUCUUCGAGUCACUGCACUGGGGACGAACUUUGAUGGCGUAAACUUGAGCAAGAACAUCUCUCUCGACGGGUUCAACAAUCUACCGGGAGUUACAAUCAGUGACUUUGACCUCAUGGGAAGCACGAGCGACAGCGGUAUCGAGUUCGACACGAUUGCGUUAAUCCCAUCGCCCGCAGACCUGGGCAUCAAUCUCGGAACAGUUGGCUUCAUCGGUUUCUUUGAGGGGACUGAGAUCGGCCCAAUCACCGGUGAUAGCCUCUCGCUUGCGCCAAAGUCCGACACGAGCGAGCCUUUGAGUGGCGAAAUCAUACCUCCAAGUGACGCUAAUCUGUUCAAGAUCGACACGUUAUUCUCGCAAUACGUCUCAGGCGCGAACCAAACCCUCAACGUCGUGGGGGAUUCGGUGGAGCCCUCUGGUACUGGUUCUGCCGCCGUCGGGUGGCUGAGUACAGCGUUCAAGACCUUGGAUUUGAACGUGACGCUGCCAGGACUACAGCAGCAGUUGAUAUCAGAAGUUUCACUGACUUUCCCGACUGACAUCGUGCAGACGGGUGUCGCAGAGGCUACAUUUACACUGGAUAACCCCUUCACGGCUGGGUUGAACGUCUUCGAGAUCACGACUAACGCGACCUACAAGGACUUGUUCCUCGGAGACAUUGACCAUGUCGAUGUCUCUUCCUCGCCAAUUCAUGCCGACGGUCAUUCAAAUGUUACCUCGCAGUCGUUGCCUUUCAACUUCAACCUUGAUCCCACGACCAUCAUUACUUUACUGACCGAUGGUGCUGCAAACAAUGGUGUCGAUCUCGGUCCGCUGCCUGAUCUGUUCGCUAUUGCACUGGCGAAUCCCACAUAUGGCAGUCAGAUCAAUACUUCUGUCGUGACGGAUAACAGCAGCUCUGGGAACCAGUUUGAUGUGGACGACGCGAUCCUUGCGUCUUUCGAGAACCUUAACGUCGAUUUAGAUAUUGAGAGCGGGGUCCGUAUUGACCAAUCCUUCGCCGCCGACUUGACUUUCAACCAAUCGAAUAUCCCUGCUCUCACAGACAACACGGCUCUCUAUCUGAUAGGGGCAGUAGCUCCUCCGAUCGUCCAGACCUUAGUUGAUCAAGCGGAGCUCUCGUUCAGCCAAGCAAACAUCUCGAAUAUCACCAAUGAGGGCUUUGACUUGUCGUUAUCGGGUUCGUUGACCAACACUGGCCCACUUGAUGCGGAGAUUGCCUUCGUCGAACCUGUUACUGUCUCAUGGAAUGGCAACGACAUCGCCCAGAUAUCCCUUCCUUCGGUAUGUGCUAGUGCAAAUAGCGGUGUGCCGGACUACGAGACCAAUGGACAUUUAUCUAUCACUGACACAGACGGGUUCACGUCGUUCACCACCUUCUUACUGCAUAAUCCGAGCUUCGAAUGGAUUGUCUCGACCUCCGCCCUCCGGGUAACUGCACUUGGGACCAUUUUCGAUGGUGUACGCCUGAGCAAGAACAUCUCUCUGGAUGCCUUCAACAAUUUGCCUGGCGUGACGAUAAGCGACUUCGAUCUCACUGGUAGUACGAGUGACGGAGGCAUUACGUUCAACACAUCAUCAUCUAUUCCUUCCCCUGCCGAUCUCGGUAUCAACCUUGGCACGGUCGGGUUCUUCGCCUUCUUCGAAGGCACUGAGGUCGGCCCCAUCGAGGGGGACAGCCUCUCACUUGCACCGAAGUCCACCACAAUGGAAGUUUUGACCGGCGAAAUCGUCACACCGAGCGACAAUGAUCUAUCCGAGAUAGACAAGCUCUUCUCGCAGUAUGUCUCCGGAGUCAACCAGACGCUCAACGUCGACGGUGAUAGCGUAGAGCCGGGUGGACCUGGUACAGCAGAGAUUGGUUGGUUGAGUACCGCAUUCAAGACUCUCGAGCUGAAUGUUAUACUACCCGGGCUUCAAGAGUCUCUCAUCUCCGCCGUUUCUUUGACAUUUCCUACCGAUAUUGUGCAGACUGGAGUUGCCGAAGCCACAUUCACGCUUUCCAAUCCGUUCACGGCCGGACUGAAUGUUAUCGAAGCUUCUGCCAAUGCGACGUUCCGCAACUUGUCCCUCGGUGAUAUUGACCAUGUUGAUCUAUCAUCAUCGCCUAUCCAUGCGGAUGGACACUCGAACGUCACUUCUCAGGAUUUACCAUUCCACUUUAACCUUGAUCCCACGACUAUCAUUACGCUCUUAACGGAUGGGGCCUCCGACAAUGGCGUGGAUUUAGGGCCCCUGCCAGACUUAUUCGCUAUUGCACUCGCAAAUCCGGACUACGGCUCGCAAAUCAAUACGUCCGUCGUAACGGAUGGUAAUUCGUCGUGUGUGAGCGGCAACCAAUUUGACGUGGACGACGCCAUCCUGGCCGCACUCAAGAACCUUCAAGUUAACCUUGAUGUCGAGACCUUCGCCGCAGACAUCACGUUCAACCAAUCGAAUGUCCCCGCUCAGACGGAUUCUACGGCUCUGUAUUUGAUAGGUGCUGUGGCGCCCCCUAUCGUUCAAACCAUAGUAGACGAAGCUGUUCUCGCCUUUAACGAGGCAAACAUCACAAAUAUAACUGAUGAAGGCUUCGACUUGUCUCUCGUUGGCUCUCUGACUGACGCUGGUCCUCUCGAUGCGUUGAUCACCUUUGUGGACCCUGUGACGGUGUCAUGGAAUGGGAACGACAUUGCGGAGAUCACGCUUCCUCCCGUCUGCUCGGCUGCGAACUCUGGUGUUCCGAACUAUCAGACUGAUGCGCAUCUUACCAUCCUCGAUACUGAUGAGUUCACGACGUUCACGGAGUAUAUUCUCAGUAAUCCGAGCUUUGAGUGGAUCGUAUCGACAACUGCUCUUCGUGUGACCGCCCUCGGGACUGCCUUCGACAACGUCAAUCUUAGCAAAAACCUCACGUUCAAAGCUUUCAACAACCUUCCUGGCGUGACAAUCUCCAAUUUUGAUCUUCCCUCGGACGAUCCGGCCGGUGGGAUCCAUGUCGAGACAGAUGCUGACAUCCCUUCACCUGCACAACUCGGGAUCGAGCUUGGAACUGUAGCGUUUUCCGCAUUCUAUGAGGGUCUGGAGGUUGGAUCGCUCUCGGGUGACAAUCUGUUCCUGGCUGCCGAAUCGGACACAACCCUUCAUCUUUCCGGUCGCCUGAUUCCUCAGAGCGGUGAUGAUCUCAGUACCAUCGGGCAGCUCUUUACUCAAUUCCUGGCCGGUGAAAACUCAACCUUGAACGUAGAGGGAGAUUCAGUGCAGCCUCCUGGUGCAAGUGGCGCAGUUGGAUGGCUGACGACUGCUUUCAAAACCUUGACGCUGAACGUGACAUUACCUGGGGAGAAAUUCACGGUCAUCGAGUCCAUCAUGCUUUCCGAUUUGGAGUUAGUCAUGACGGACGACUCUGAAGCAUUUGCACCCCUAGCCAGCUCGGAGCACACCCUGGCCCAGUUCAAGAAUCCGUUCGGCUUCUCUCUCCAGGUUGUCGAUUCAGGCGAGAACAUCACUCUUUCGUCUGACGGAACCGAUAUUGCCGAGUUGGUUGUACCCUCGACCCCAACUGAGAGCGGCGUAUCUACAGGAAAUGUCGCCGAUCUGACCAUCAGCUUUUCCAAUGCGACAUUGACUUCUCUGAACAAUGACGCCUUCUCGGCGUUCUUCGAGGCAGUGACGGACACAGAGGGAGUCAGCUUCGAGUUAAAUGGGGAGGCUAAUAUCGUAGCCAGGACCUCUAUCGGCGAUGUCCCGAUCGCAGGUAUUGGAUUCAAUGUGACGACAAGCUUGGCUGGUCUCAACGGACUGGGCGGCACUGCGCAACUCAGCAACGUCUCUGUGACCGGCAGUGGAGGUGAUGGCGGGAGCGAGUAUAUUGUCGCACCUUUGACCGUUGCGCUCAGCAAUCCCUCCAACAUUUCCCUGGACACGGACGACGUGUCCUUCGCCGUGUACUAUGACAAUAUCAAGAUUGGAAGAGCAGCUAUUGACAACCUGAACCUGGUUCCAGGCGAUAACUCGGUUGAGGCAGAGUUCCACUACAUGCCAGAUGAUGCCAACGACACAAUCGCACAAGGAUUCAUCAGCGACUUCGUGCAGUCUUCCGACAGUCUUCCGCUUACCAUCAAAGGAGACGAGGACAGCUCACCGUAUGGAUCUCUUGUUCCUGCAUUGGAAGGUAUAACUAUCGAAACCAGUCUAGAGAGCAUGAAUGCUGCGCCAAUCAUCACGCACAUCAACGUGUUCAUAACUCUGGAUACUCUGCUCGAUAAUCUUGUCUCUAUCAAUUUCGAUCUCGCGAACCCUCUCGAUUCCGAUUUGACCGUCACAUUCUCCCAAGUCGACUCCGGUGUGGAUAAUACCACGUAUGCCCACUUCGACCAGAGCUUCGACAGCUUCGUUGUCCCAGCUGGAGGCACGGCCAAUUCUGGUACCUUCGGUAAUGUCCUUCUUACCAAAGGUGCUUUGCUUUCGUUGGGUAUUAUUCCACUGGGGUAUCUCGAUGUCUUUGCUGCCGCCACAAUCCAGGUUGGCGACCAGAGCGGAUAUACUCUUCCCUGGCUCCACAUCACGCAAUACGACGUUCCAACGACUUAUGGUCUUUCUCUCAGCAUAUCCGAGAUGCAGUCGAUCCUAACCAACUCGACGAACUCGACCUCGCCGGCGUCUAGCAUCCUCUCAGGUGCAGGAUCCGCCGCGUCUAGCAUCGUCUCAGGAGCUACUAGCUUCGCCGGCAGCGUCGUUUCUGGAGUGACCAGUGCUGCAGGAAGUAUCGUCAGCGGUGUUACCAGCGCAGCCGGAAGCGUUGUCAGUGAGAUUACGAGCGAUGCGGGCAGCGUGGUGAGCGAAGUGACGAGUGGCGUGGGGAGUGUAGUCAGCGAUGUUACCAGCGAUGCGGGAAGUAUCUUCAGUGAUGCGACGAGCGCGAUCGAUAGUGCAACGUCGGAGGCAGCGAGCGCGGCUGGAAGUGUAGUGUCAGGGAUUGUGGGAGGGAUUACGGGGGCGCUGCCUGAGCCAACGGUGGACGCUGCAACGGCGUCUUCGACUGCGUCAGCUUCGGACUCAGGCUCAUGA